GCAAAGGUUAUCAAGAGACUCGGUCACAGACAGAAGCAGACCACCCCUCCCUCCCUCCCUCCCUCCACAGGAGCUCCGCCGCACAUCAUCACAUCAUCUGACCGAGACGACCAGAAGACCGCGAGCCUCGCCACAUUCACGCGCGUUUCCGUCAUGGAUGUGCUGGGGAAGAAAGAGCGGAGACCACGGGAUGUGAGGGGCAUGUUGAAGAGGAACUGGAUCCUCAUAGCGACCAUCAGUGCGGUGAUACUGGGGAUCGCGCUGGGAGUUCUGGUGCGGGACUACACCUCUCUGUCCCAGCUGGAGAAGCAGUACUUUGGCUUCCCAGGAGAAAUCCUAAUGAGGAUGCUAAAGCUGGUCAUCCUGCCUCUCAUCGUCUCCAGCAUGAUAACAGGAGUGGCAGCGCUGGACUCCGAGGUGUCGGGAAGGAUCGGUCUUCGUGCGGUGGUUUAUUACCUCUCCACUACCAUCAUUGCUGUCAUUCUUGGAAUCUUUCUUGUGACGACGAUUAAACCCGGGGUGUCUCAGAGUGCUGAUAAUAUCGAGAGAGCAGGAAGCACUCCCAAUGUGACCACUGUGGACACCUUACUGGACCUGGUUAGGAAUAUGUUUCCUGAAAAUCUUGUGCAAGCCUGUUUUCAGCAGUAUAAGACACAGCGCAAAGAGAUUGAACCAUUGAAAACCAACACAAGCACAAGCAAUAUUUCUACAUUUCCACCGUUCACCACAAUUAUUUCAACAGUGGCACAGAAUUUGACCAAAGACUACAAGAUUGUGGGCUCAUAUUCAGAUGGCAUUAAUGUUCUCGGUCUGAUCGUAUUCUGUGUGACGUUCGGUCUGGUCAUCGGCAAGAUGGGAGAAAGGGGUCGAAUCCUGCUGGAGUUCUUUGAUGCUCUGAAUGAGGCUACCAUGAGACUUGUUCAGAUUAUUAUGUGUUACAUGCCUGUUGGCAUCUUGUUCCUGAUUGCUGCCAAGAUCAUGGAGGUGGACGACUGGGAGAUCUUCAGGAAGAUGGGCUUGUACAUGGUGACGGUGCUCAGCGGACUAGCCAUCCAUUCCAUAAUAUUCCUCCCACUGAUAUACUUUGUGUUUGUGAGGAAGAAUCCAUUCACUUUCACUCUGGGAAUGGCACAGGCCUUGCUGACUGCUCUCAUGAUUUCCUCAAGCUCAGCCACUCUGCCCGUCACGUUUCGAUGCGCAGAGGAGAACAACAGGAUCGACAAGAGAAUCACUCGCUUCGUUCUUCCAGUUGGUGCGACUAUCAACAUGGACGGCACUGCACUGUAUGAAGCUGUUGCUUCUAUAUUCAUAGCUCAGCUGAACAACUACGACCUGGACGCUGGCCAGAUUGUUACAAUUAGUAUCACGGCAACCGUCGCCAGCAUUGGUGCCGCAGGAGUUCCAAAUGCUGGACUGGUAACCAUGGUGAUAGUGCUCACAGCAGUGGGCCUUCCUGCCAGUGAUGUCACCCUCAUCAUCGCUGUCGAUUGGCUGCUCGAUCGCUUCCGUACCAUGAUCAACGUGCUGGGAGAUGCGUACGGCGCUGGAAUAGUCCAGAAGCUGUCGAAGCGAGAACUAGAGAGGAUGGACCUGAUUUCAGACGUGGAUGCGGUCAACCCCUUCGCCCUGGAGACCACGCUGGACGACGACGAGUGUGAGAAGAAAUCUUACGUCAACGGUGGCUUCACCAUCGACAAAAGCGAUGCUAUUUCUUUUACUGAGACCUCGCAGUUUUAGAGGCACGUGGCGCUCGCUUUUAAACAAGUGACAUCCAGAGAGGUAGGAGCCAUUCAUAAAACCAGUGCCAUGACUAGGAAGGAAAGCCAUUAGCGAGGACAUGAUUGAGCGCAAACAUUAGCAAUACCUGCCCUUGCGGUUCUCCUUCCUUCAUUUUCUCAACCUUGCUCUUGAACUUACGUGUCCGCUAGACUGAGAGGAAAAAUACGGAUGUGAGAAAACUGUGCUUCCAUAGCUCAUUAACAUAUUUUCCAUUAAUUAUGCAAAGCUGUUUUCUUUUAUUAACAACAGUUGUUUCCUUUGGUUUUGUACUAACGAAUAGCUUUUUAGCAGUAGGCGAUUUUCGUAUUUGUGUGUAUGAGUAGGAGCUUUGUGCAAUAUUGCGCAUCGGUUUGAAAGAAACUCAGCAGAUUUGUGUAACGUACGCAUGUUGCUAACUAGCCAAUGUUAUUAUACUCCAAAAACGCUGACUUUAAUGACUUUAAUUAAGGUUAUCAAAACUUCCGCGUUCACAUUUUUUCUUCGCAAAUCACGUUCAAGUUCCAAAUUCAGUAACGUGUGAAAUGUUUGCCAGUUCUGUAUUUGCACUUGCUUUUGAAAGCCAAAUGUUUAUGAGCUUUGCGUGUCUUUCAUUUCAGAUUUGUGCCAAAUUUAAUGUGUUGAUUUUUUAUACAAACGUUGCAUGUUAAGGAUUUAACGUGGAGUACUGAAAUAGCCUUUGGACUGAAAAUGAAAAUCAGAUCCUUUGUACACAAUUAUUUUGUCAUGAAAGUGGCAAGCUUUAAAGGUUUCUUCAGCAAGCCACCAAUUUAUUAUUUUACUUCUUCUGUUGUUGAAUUAGGGCUACUUUGAAGAAUAUUUUUAAAAGACCACACUGAUAAUGUUUUCCGUGCCAAAUUUCUGCCAUUGAGCCAUUUUUAACUUUAUUUUACAGUAUUUAAUUUUUUCAUACUAUGGGUUAUAUCAGUAAUGAGAGAAAACAAUCAAUGUGAAGCAUUAAUGGUCUGUGUUUGAGGUUCUGGAACUGAAAAAGCACCGUAAAGCACACCAUUGUACAACUGUAUUUAAACAGUACAGCAGUCAAAUUAGUCAUGCUGUAUGAUUCAGCAGGUACUGUAUGUGUAUCCACAAAAUAAUAAAGACAAGUAUGUCAACACCUGAAAAAAAUCCA
Messenger RNA from Carassius auratus (goldfish), 2908 nucleotides. Its product is annotated as excitatory amino acid transporter 3-like. The record is from RefSeq and is a predicted model, not a curated record. The transcript has 12 exons. Bases 154 to 1737 code for a protein of 527 amino acids. Gene Ontology annotation, cellular component: plasma membrane. Gene Ontology annotation, molecular function: L-glutamate transmembrane transporter activity; glutamate:sodium symporter activity; L-cysteine transmembrane transporter activity. Gene Ontology annotation, biological process: L-glutamate transmembrane transport. NCBI's taxonomy places the organism in Eukaryota, Metazoa, Chordata, Actinopteri, Cypriniformes, Cyprinidae.